AUGCAGGGUUGUAAAACAAACACCAUCGUGGAUGAGAGAGACGGGCUCCUGAAAGAGCUGGCUGACAGAGCCUGGGCCGGGGCGAGGCCUCAUCUCUGGGAGCAGCAGGACGCUGGACCUCUUCUGCUGGACCACCGGCCCUCCCCCGACCCCUCUGCAGAGAAGCCUCAGGACGACUUCUCGUCGAUGGAGAAUCUGGGGUGGCGCUGCCACGCGCUCCAGGGAAGUUACCUGGCCACACUGCUACCGAAACGCUUCAUCACCAAAACGCUAAUAAUGCUCGCUUUGCGGGGCGGGGCUUUCUCCAGCUCCCCCACGCCGGACGCGGGCACUCCUGGUGCUGACGACAGGUGUGGGGCUGCCAGAGCACCUACCCUCAGCGUGCGCUCCGCCGCCAGCACCCAGGAGUGCCUGGAGACAGCGCUCUUCACCGGGCCGCUAAGGGACAGCGCUGGGCCUGCCGGCGGGGGACACAGAUGGACGGUGCUGUCCAGAGAGCCGCACACCGGGAACUUCUGGCCCGAGUGGCUUCCCGGAGGCUCGCUGGGAGUGGGUCGUGUGGCUGUACCCGGGGGGGCCAGUCGGGGCAAGCACCUGCAGCUGGCGGGGGAGCGGACGGGCAGGGCAGGGCGACCCUUGGCCCGACCCCUGACCCUGGACGGUGGGGAGCGGUCCUUACCGCUGGCACCGGAGAGCAGGAAGACGCGGCCACGGCGCUCGGUCCACAGGCCGGGGCCGCGCCCGUGCACGAGCGCCUCCUUCUGCGCAUGUGUUUUCUCUGCCCCGGGAUCCCAGACUUCCAGGGGAAGAUGUGCCUUACCUCUGCACUAA
This is a messenger RNA of Rangifer tarandus platyrhynchus (Svalbard reindeer), 831 nucleotides long. Lineage: Eukaryota; Metazoa; Chordata; Mammalia; Artiodactyla; Cervidae. The record is from the annotation of a GenBank genome assembly.